UGCGACCCGCGUUCACCGCCACGUUUUUCAUGUUCCUUAACCUCUUCCUUUUUUCUUCCACAGAAGAAAUACAAAAAUUUCGGGAAAAUUGAAAAUUCAAGCUGCGAAGAACUUACUCAGAUCUACAUUGAUCCGGCGACUCUAGAUCCGUGAGAAUGGCUCUCGAAUGGGUUGUUUUAGGUUACGCGGCGGCGGCUGAAGCGAUCAUGGUCGUGCUUUUGACGAUGCCGGGACUUGACGGACUCCGGAAGGGAUUGGUCGCCGUCACGCGUAAUCUCCUGAAACCUUUUCUCUCGAUUGUUCCUUUUUGUCUCUUCCUCUUGAUGGAUAUUUACUGGAAAUACGAGACGAUGCCUUCGUGCGACGGUGAUUCCUGCACACCAUCGGAGCACCUCCGUCACCAGAAAUCAAUGAUGAAAUCCCAGCGAAACGCGCUUCUCAUUGCGGCUGCACUUGUGUUUUACUGGAUCCUAUACUCUGUCACCAGCUUGGUCGUCAAGAUCGAGCAGCUUAACCAGCGGAUCGAGAGGCUCAAGAACAAGGAUUGAUCGUCUCGUCACAGGUCCAAUUAGUGUAAUGCCAUUUUCGUUUUCGAGUAUUCCCCUAUUUCAUUAGGUUUGUGCUGUUUUCCCGUUUCAACGCUUCUGAUUUGGUCGUUUAUGUUUCGGAGAUUGAAGGAUCUAAGUAUCCAAUUUUCUAUGCUUGUUCUUUGUAAUCUGGAGAUUGAAUUUUGAUUUGACUCAUAAUCUUCUCUUCGGGACUGGCA
Eutrema salsugineum is the source of this 766-nucleotide messenger RNA. RefSeq lists its product as uncharacterized. The record is from RefSeq and is a predicted model, not a curated record. Gene Ontology annotation, cellular component: endoplasmic reticulum membrane; endoplasmic reticulum. The transcript has a single exon. The coding region runs from base 156 to 548 and encodes 130 amino acids. Gene Ontology annotation, biological process: intracellular protein transport; endoplasmic reticulum to Golgi vesicle-mediated transport. NCBI's taxonomy places the organism in Eukaryota, Viridiplantae, Streptophyta, Magnoliopsida, Brassicales, Brassicaceae.